AUGGAGGGGGGGCCCGCAGUCUGCUGCCAGGAUCCUCGGGCAGAGCUGGUGGAGCGAGUGGCAGCCAUUGAUGUGGCCCGCUUGGAGGAGGCGGACGGUGGCCCCGGGCCUGCCAGGAACGGUGUGGAGCCCCCACCACGGCCUAGAGCGGCCUCCGUGAUCCCGGGCAGCACCUCAGGACUCCCCCUGCCCCGACCCAGCCUCUCCACCAGGAAGCUGUCCCUGCAGGAGCGGCCGGCGGGAAGCUGCCUGGAGGCCCAGGCUGGGCCUUACACCACGGGGCCUGCCAGCCACAUCUCCCCGCGGGCCUGGCGGAGGCCCACCAUCGAGUCCCACCACGUGGCCAUCUCGGAUGCAGAGGACUGUGUACAGUUGAACCAGUACAAGCUGCAGAGUGAGAUUGGCAAGGGAGCCUACGGCGUGGUGAGGCUGGCCUAUAACGAAAGUGAAGACAGGCACUAUGCCAUGAAAGUUCUUUCCAAAAAGAAGUUACUGAAGCAGUAUGGCUUUCCACGUCGCCCUCCCCCGAGAGGGUCUCAGGCUGUCCAGGGAGGACCAGCCAAGCAGCUGCUACCCCUGGAGCGGGUGUACCAGGAGAUCGCCAUCCUGAAGAAGCUGGACCACGUGAAUGUGGUGAAGCUGAUUGAGGUCCUGGAUGACCCAGCGGAGGACAAUCUCUAUUUGGUGUUUGACCUCCUGAGAAAGGGGCCCGUCAUGGAGGUGCCCUGCGACAAGCCCUUCCCGGAGGAACAAGCUCGCCUCUACCUGCGGGACAUCAUCCUGGGCCUGGAGUACUUGCACUGCCAGAAGAUCGUGCACAGGGACAUCAAGCCAUCCAACCUGCUCCUGGGGGACGACGGGCACGUGAAGAUCGCCGACUUCGGCGUCAGCAACCAGUUCGAGGGGAACGACGCCCAGCUGUCCAGCACGGCUGGCACCCCGGCGUUCAUGGCCCCCGAGGCCAUCUCCGAUACCGGCCAGAGCUUCAGUGGCAAGGCCUUGGACGUGUGGGCCACGGGGGUCACGCUGUACUGCUUUGUCUACGGGAAGUGCCCGUUCAUCGAUGACUACAUCCUGGCCCUGCACAGGAAGAUCAAGGAGGAGGACGUGGUGUUUCCCGAGGAGCCAAAGGUCAGCGAGGAGCUCAAGGACCUGAUCCUGAAGAUGCUAGACAAGAAUCCCGAAAGGAGAAUCGGGGUGCCGGACAUCAAGCUGCACCCGUGGGUGACCAAGAAUGGGGAGGAGCCCCUCCCUUCAGAGGAGGAGCACUGCAGCGUGGUGGAGGUGACCGAGGAGGAGGUGAAGAACUCAGUCAAGCUCAUCCCCAGCUGGACCACAGUGAUCCUGGUUAAGUCCAUGCUGAGAAAGCGUUCCUUUGGGAACCCGUUUGAGCCCCAAGCACGAAAGGAAGAGCGAUCCACGUCUGCUCCAGGGAACGUACUGUUGAAAAACGGGUGUGGCGAAGGCAUCAAGAGCCCGGAGCUCCCUGGCGUCCAAGAAGACGAGACUGCGUCCUGA
Pipistrellus nathusii (Nathusius's pipistrelle) is the source of this 1518-nucleotide messenger RNA. The record is from the annotation of a GenBank genome assembly. NCBI's taxonomy places the organism in Eukaryota, Metazoa, Chordata, Mammalia, Chiroptera, Vespertilionidae.